AUGCCUCCACCACCAUACAUCCCACCUUGUGCCCCUUACGGCUCGUAUCCAUCAAGCUAUGGGUACCAACCAUCUCUCGCUGCAGGAAUCUUCUUCAGCAUCUGCUUCGGUCUCUACACUUUUUCAAACAUCCUUCAAACCUUCCGCACCCGCUGCUGGUGGAUGGGUCUCUUUUUCAGCUGCGGAACCAUUCUUGAGCUCGUCGGCUGGAUCGGUCGCACCGUCGCACACUCCUGCUCUUUCUCGGGCGAGGUCAACACCAUGCAGAUCGCCUCGCUGAUCAUGGGACCUGCAUACACGCAAAGUGGUGUUUACAUUGCGCUGUGGAUGAUCAUCAAAGUGCUGGGUACGAAAGUGUCGCCGGUGCCGCCGAAGCUCUACUUGUUUGUGAUUUUCGGUGUCGAUUGUGUGUGUCUUAGUUUGCAAGCCAUCGGUGGUGGUCUGGCUGGUGCUGCUUUCGAUCAGGGUACAAGCACCGCUCCUGGCACGGCUAUCAUGGUUGUCGGCAUCAUUGCUCAACUCGUCUCUGGGAUGGUCUUCGCUGGAUUCUUGUGUAUCGUCUUUCCGCGAGGAGCGUCGCGAAUCAAAGAGAACCAUUCGCUACUGCUGGCGUGUACAGCUAUUGUCAUCAGCACUACUAUGAUGAACCUGAGAGGCUUCUACCGUUCCAUCGAGUUGUGUCAAGGUUGGAGGGGUCCACUUAUUACACAGCAGGGAUACGUUAUUGGGUUGGACGCGGCACCCAUGCUUGUGGCUAUGGGUGUGUUGGCGGUGUUGAACCCUUGUGUGCUUUUGCGCCGAGUGGAAAGGGAGCAGGCUGUUGGAGAGGGUAUCAACCCAAUCGACGCGGAGAAAGGAAUAUCGAAGAGAUUAGACUCUGAUGUCGAGACUUGA
Molecule: messenger RNA, 894 nt
Organism: Aureobasidium namibiae CBS 147.97
Lineage: Eukaryota; Fungi; Ascomycota; Dothideomycetes; Dothideales; Saccotheciaceae
Exons: 1
Coding region: 1-894 (297 amino acids)
Cellular component (GO): fungal-type vacuole; plasma membrane
Source: RefSeq, a predicted model, not a curated record